AGCGCGACCUACAUCAAUGGAUAUCGGGACGAGUACUCGGCAAUCUUCUGGCUCAAUAUCAAGGACGAAGCGUCCAUUCAGCAGAGCUUCACUAGGAUCGCGACGCAGAUCCUCGAACAUAAUCCCGAUGCCGGCAGCAUGAAGGGAUUGAACUUACAGCAAGAUCAUACCAAGAUUGUCCAGGCCGUGAAGGCGUGGCUCAGCUUGCCAGGUAACACCAGAUGGCUCAUUGUGUACGAUAACUACGAUAAUCCUAAGCUUCCCGGGCGGAGAACCGAUGCAGCGGUUGACAUACACCAAUUUCUUCCGAUGGCACAUCAGGGCUCGGUAGUAAUCACAACACGGCUAUCGCAAAUCGACAUGGGACAUCACAUUCGACUUGAGAAACUCAAAUCGGAACACGAGAGUCUGCAAAUAUUGACAAAGGCAUCUGGCCGGAAUGGCUUACAAGAUGAUGGCGAUGCAAAAGACCUUGUACGAGAAUUGGACGGCCUUCCCCUUGCUCUAGCUACGGCUGGAGCAUAUCUGAAACGCGUCCCGAUCAGCAUACGCAAGUACCUUCGCUACUACCAGGAAUCUUGGGCCAGAAUCACCGGCAAUCUGCAUCUCGGAUCCUAUGCAGAUCGUACAUUGAGUUCAACAUGGCAGCUGUCGUAUGACCAUGUUCAGGCACAGAACCCACUUGCGGCUAAUCUACUUCGGUGGUGGGCCUACUUCAAUAAUGAAGACAUAUGGUAUGAUCUUGUCCAGGCGAGAAGCCGAAUCGGCCCGGGGUGGAUGGAGGAGCUUUCAGAAGAGCUCAACUUCAACGAUGCAAUGGGCGUACUCCAUGACUACGGCCUAGUGGAACCUACAACCACGUUCCAGGAGCCACAAGGGUACAGCAUACACAGUUGUCUACAUUCCUGGGCUAUUCAUAUAUUGAAUGAGGAGUGGGACAGCUGCUUGAACAAGCUUGCAGUGGAAAGUGUGGCAUCACAGGUUCCUUCACGAGAGGAAGCCGAGUAUUGGCUUCUUCAGAAGAGACUAAUAUCACAUGCGAUCCGGUCUUGUUCAACAGUACAAGAGAGCAAUUGUCCUACAGAUCGGGCUUUUCAUUCUCUAGGUAGUCUUUACGCUGACCAGGGGAAGCUGGGCGAGGCCGAGAAGAUGUACUUGCGGGCGCUCGAUGGGUACGAGAAGGCGCUCGGGCCGGGUCACACAUCAACACUUCGCACAGUCAACAACCUUGGCAACCUUUACAAAGAUCAGGGGAAGCUGGACGAGGCCGAGAACAUGUACGCUCUGCGAAUAUAA
Molecule: messenger RNA, 1296 nt
Organism: Microdochium trichocladiopsis
Lineage: Eukaryota; Fungi; Ascomycota; Sordariomycetes; Xylariales; Microdochiaceae
Exons: 2
Molecular function (GO): protein binding
Source: RefSeq, a predicted model, not a curated record